UCUUUGUCUUUCAUCGAAGCCGGCUGCUUUCCUGCCCCUCGAUGAUGUCCUCGGGCUCUCCUCGAGCACGAAUUAAUCAGUUCUUCGCCUCCAAGAAAAAACAAUCUGAGAAAGGUCCAAAAACCUCGUUUUCCGGGUCUCCCAAGGGCACUCUAGUGCGAUAUUUGGUUAAAUCUCCGGAUGCAAACACUCACCCUGACCCUGAAAACGCUUCUUCCCGUCCCGGUUCGGUCAAGAGGAAUUUGACAUUGGAGAUUGGUCUGGGUUCUGACAUCGCGAAGAAAUGUUCUUUGCCCUCUUUGGAGUCUACAGGCGACUCAAGGAAGGAUGAGGGUCUUUGUAAUGAUAAAAAAAGAGCUCAUUUUGAAACUUUGAUUGCCCGUGAUGUUAUCAGUGCAGAUGCUCCUUCUAAAGAGGAAGGGGGUUCCGAAUCAGGUGGAGGUAAUUUGGAGCUCAAAAAGUUUGCAAAUGAUUUCCUCUCUUUGUAUUGCAGUGAUCUUCAAUCAGCCUUACCGGAGACAAGUGAGGCUAGAGGAAAAAAAAGAGAUGGCAGUUCCUUUUUUUUAUCCACCUGCAGUAAAAAGCAGUGCAUCACAGAUACAUUUGAUGGAAGACCAGAUACAAGUAAUAAUGCUUCUGAGGAGUCAGGAUGUAAUGAUCUCAAAGAAAUUAACAUGGCUGAUACUUCUCAUGUUAGCUCAAUAAGAUGCAGUAAAACACCUGAUUUAACGUUAAUAAAGAGUGGGCUUACUGCGCUUGCUUCAUCCGUUGGAACCCCUAAAUCAGCCUCAAGAAGUUCCCGGUUAUCGCCAGGGGAAGAAUUUUGGAAUGAGGCAAUUCAAGUUGCUGAUGGCUUAAUUGUUCCAGUUGAAAGGCUACUUGCAAAUUCACUAGUUUCAACGAGUGAUGGUUCUCUCAAAACUUUUGUGAAAGACGCCUUGUCUUGUGUUGCUCAUCAGAAUUCUGAAUAUAUCUCUAAGCUAGAGAUUGUCAAGGAAGAAGCUCAAAAUGGUGUAGGAAUUUCUUUUAUGAAGCCUAAUGAGUUGAUAACUGAAGAAAUUAAAAUGCCACCUGCUGUCAUUCAAAAGAAUGAAGUGUCACCUCUGCCAAUAAGGCAUUUUGAUUUUAUUCACGAGGAGAAUGAUACCAACAAGAAUUUUGAUAAGGGCUUUCUGGACAGAGCUAAUUCUGUUAGCAAUGCUGGAGCUGGGCUCAUAGUUGGUGAUUUCAUAAAUGAUAAAAAAUUGCAUGAUAAGAGUUGUGAAAGUGAAGCAUACAGAAAGGCUUUUGAUACAAAUCAGAACCCAAGUAAUGCGCAUUUGUUGGAUGGAAAGUUGCAUAAACCAGUUCCUGAUGCUUCCAAUUCUGUUGGAAUCACGGGGAAAAGUGUCUCUUUGGGUCAGGUCAAUGGAGCUAAUCCAUCAUGCAAUGACUUGUCUUCUAUUCGUUCAAUUUCUGCUUUACAGGAAAGAAUAGAUGCCGAAAUGUUGGAAACCAGGUCAAAUGCUCAAGCAUACCAUGAAGAAAAUAACACACCAGCUAGUUCUGUCCCUUUGAGGGAUUAUUUGCAGCUUAGCAGUUGGCUCCCUUCUGAACUUGUUGGUGUAUAUUCAAAGAAAGGCAUUACAAAACUUUAUCCUUGGCAGGUUGAUUGCCUUCGUGUUGAUGGUGUUCUGGAGAGAAGAAAUCUUGUGUAUUGUGCAUCUACAAGUGCCGGUAAAAGUUUUGUGGCUGAAAUUUUGAUGCUGAGGAGAGUUAUAGCAACGGGAAAAAUGGCUCUUCUUGUUCUUCCCUAUGUAUCAAUUUGUGCAGAAAAGGCUGAACAUUUGGAACUACUACUUCAGCCUCUUGGCAAGCAUGUGCGUAGCUUCUAUGGAAACCAAGGUGGUGGCUCACUUCCCAAAGAUACAUCAGUAGCCGUUUGUACAAUCGAGAAAGCCAAUUCCUUGAUUAAUAGGUUGUUAGAAGAGGGUCGUCUUUCUGAAGUUGGAAUUAUUGUGAUUGAUGAACUUCAUAUGGUCGGCGAUCAACAUAGAGGGUAUCUUUUGGAGCUAAUGCUGACUAAGCUGCGUUAUGCUGCUGGGGAAGGGAUCUCAGAAUCAUGUAGUGAAGAGGGUUCAACGACCAGUAGUGGAAAAACAGAUGUUGCAUGUGGUCUGCAGAUUGUUGGAAUGAGUGCAACCAUGCCUAAUCUUGCAGCUGUAGCUGAUUGGCUUCAAGCAGCACUGUAUCAGACUAAUUUUAGACCAGUCCCACUAGAGGAAUUCAUUAAAGUCGGAAACACCAUUUUUAACAAAAAGAUGGAUGCUGUUCGUGUUUUACCAAAAACUGCAGACCUUGGUGGAAAAGACCCAGAUCAUAUUGUGGAACUUUGCAAUGAGGUUGUUCAAGAGGGGCAGUCGGUGCUAUUAUUUUGCUCCAGCAGAAAAGGUUGCGAAAUAACUGCGAGGCAUAUUUCUAUGUUUUUAAAAGGGUAUUCGAUUUCCAUGCGUGUUGUUGACUGUGAAUACAAAGAUUAUUCCUCUGCUGUUGAAGCCUUGCGAAGAUGUCCUUCUGGGUUGGACCCCAUAUUAGAAGAAACUUUGCCUUCUGGUGUAGCGUAUCAUCAUGCUGGCCUUACUGUUGAGGAAAGGGAGAUAAUUGAAAUGUGUUAUCGCAAAGGAAUUGUGCGUGUUUUAACUGCUACAUCAACAUUAGCUGCUGGAGUUAAUUUGCCUGCUAGGAGGGUCAUAUUCAGGCAGCCAAGGAUUGGCCGUGAUUUCAUUGAUGGAACUCGAUAUAGACAAAUGGCUGGUCGUGCUGGUCGAACUGGAAUAGAUACUAAAGGAGAAAGUAUACUUAUAUGCAAACAUGAUGAAACAAAAAAGGUUUCUGCCAUUCUGAAUGAUAGUUGUCCCCCUUUGCAAUCUUGCCUUUCUGAAGAGAAAAAUGGUAUGACUCACGCAAUCAUGGAGGUAGUUUCGGGGGGCAUUGUCCAAUCAGCAAGUGACAUUCAUCGUUAUGUCAGAUGUACUCUUCUCAAUUCGACCAGACCUUUUGAAGAUGUUGUGGCAUCAGCUCAAGAUUCCCUUCGAUGGUUAUGCCGCAAGAAAUUUCUUGAAUGGAACGAAGAAACUGGGUUGUACAGUUCGACACCUCUUGGUCGUGCUUCAUUUGGCAGUUCUCUUAGUCCUGAAGAAUCACUGGUUGUACUGAAUGAUCUUUCAAGAGCAAGGGAAGGAUUUGUCCUUGCAUCUGAUUUACACUUGGUUUAUUUGGUGACACCCAUAAAUGUUGAGGUGGAACCUGAUUGGGAGCUUUACUACCAGCGAUUCAUGGAAUUGUCUCCCCUGGAUCAGUCUGUUGGCAACCGAGUGGGAGUGGUGGAGCCUUUCUUGAUGCGCAUGGCCCAUGGUGCCCCAAUGCCUGUUCAAGAUCGAUCAAAAGGGAAAAAAAGGAGCCCAAAGGGCAACUUGAAUGCACGGAGUGCUACCAACGUCAGUGAUCUACUUUCAAAUGAACAGUCCCUUCGAAUUGCUAGGCGUUUCUUUGUCGCGCUUAUGCUAUCAAGGCUUGUACAGGAAGUCCCUGUUUCUGAUGUUUGUGAAGCCUUCAAAGUGGCUAGGGGAAUGAUUCAGGCCUUACAAGAAAAUGCUGGAAGAUUCGCUUCAAUGGUAUCCUUGUUUUGUGAGAGAUUAGGAUGGCAUGAUUUGGAAGGUCUUGUUGCUAAAUUCCAAAAUCGGGUCUCAUUUGGGGUCAGAGCAGAAAUUGUGGAGCUCACUACCAUUCCAUACGUUAAGGGGUCACGAGCGAGGGCACUUUAUAAAGCUGGUUUGCGCACCCCUCUUUCGAUUGCAGAAGCAUCUAUUUCUGACAUUGCUAAUGCUCUAUUUGAAUCUUCUUCCUGGUCUGGACAAGAAGGUUUAGCUAAGAAACGCAUACGUAUGGGAGUUGCCAAAAAGAUAAAAAAUGCUUCUCGGAAAAUUCUCCUUGACAAAGCAGAAGAAGCAAGUGUUGCUGCCUUCUCUGCUUUCAAGUCCCUUGGAAUUAAUAUUCCUCAAAUUUCUCGUCCUAUGCUGUCUAAGAUUGCUGAGAGUUUUGAACAUGGUAGUACCACUUCUAAAUCCGCUGAAUCGCUUUUUGACAGAUCAACUUCACAGGAUAGAAAGGCUACCAGGUAUCCUGCAGAAGAUAACAAAAUCAUGGUGUUAGAUAACAGUUCUGAAGAAAUUGUAGUACAAAAGCUUAGCAAAAAAAAAGAUGGUACUAUGUUGACAACUGGGGAAAUGCGGCACAAUCACAAUAUGGAUAAGGCUUUGGUAAAGUUCAAUUCUGAUCAGUUACUUGACAAUCUUGUCAAACCAAUGGGUGCAUCUUCCCCCACGUUGGGACCUGCCAAUGAAGUGCAUAUCGUGAAGCAUGAUUCUGAUAAUAAAGAAAAAGAUAUGGAACAAACUUUAACCAUCCACAGCAACGCAAGACGCUUUGACAAAGGUCCCUCUUGUGCAAGUACAUUUCCUGGUGGUUUUGAUUCCUUCUUGGAACAGUGGGAUCUGAAGAGGGAGUUCUAUUUUGAUCUUCAUUACUCCAAGUUGCCAGAUCAAAAUUCCUCUCUACGGUUUGAAGUUUUUGGUUUGGCUAUUUGUUGGGAAAACUCACCAAUAUACUAUGUCAAUUUUUUGAGGGAUUUUUUACCAUGUAAAAUGGAAAGCAGUUAUCAUGAUGAAUUAACCAAUCGAGAAGGUGGUAUUAUCAAAAAUCUUGCGUCUUUUGACAUCUGGUCUUUUGCCAAAAGUAGAUGGGAAAAGUUAGGCAAGAUAGUAAGUAAAAAUGGUUCUCGUAAAUUAUGUUGGAACUUGAAAACGCAGAUCCAGGUUUUAAAAUUCCCAUGUAUCUCGCUUCAGAGAUUCAACAGGCUUGGACUUGAGCUAAAAAUGUUGAAUGACACUGAGCUUAUUGGUAGUUCAUAUAUUUUGCUGCCAACCAUCUCCGUGCAUGAUGGGAUUGAUUUAUGUUUAAUGACGUGGAGCCUUUGGCCUGAUGAUGAGAGCAAGUCCGCUCCCAGCCUUGAAAAGUUGGCCAAGAAACGGCUAUCUAGUCAGGCUGCAGCAGCUGCUAACCAGGAUGGUAAGUGGAGAAAUCAAAUGCGUAAAGCUGCUCAUGAUGGCUGUUGUAGGCGUGUUGCACAAAUUCGAGCUUUGAGUUCUGUCGUGUGGAAGCUAGUUGUUUCUGAAAACCUUGUUAAUGUGCUCUCCAGAAUUGAGAACCCCAUGGUUAAAGUGCUCGCAGACAUGGAACUUUGGGGUGUUGGUGUUGACAUGGAAGCAUGCCUCAGAGCAAGGCAUGUUUUAAUGAGAAAGCUUAAGGAACUUGAGAAGGAUGCGCAUAAUCUGGCUGGCAUGCCUUUUUCUCUUUAUUCAACUGCAGAUAUUGCGCAUGUACUUUAUACCCGUUUGAAAUUACCAAUACCGAAUAACAGCAAGAAAGGAAAACUUCAUCCUAGCACAAACAAACACUCCCUGGACCUAUUGAGGGGACAACAUCCCAUCAUUUCAGUUAUUAAAGAGCACAGGACCCUUGCAAAGCUAUUAAACUGUACAUUAGGGUCAAUUUGUUCUAGGGCUCGCUUGUGUGGUAAUUCCCAGAAGUAUAUACUGCAGGGACGUUGGCUUCAGACUUCAACAGCUACAGGGAGGCUUUCAAUGGAGGAACCAAAUCUUCAAUGUGUCGAACAUAUGGUGAUCUUCACAACCCAUGAUCCUGAUGCGAAGAACUUGUGCUCAUCAGAUAUUGAUCAUCAUCAAAUAAAUCCUCGUGAUUUUGUCAUUCCUACUCAAGAGAAUUGGUUAUUGCUCACUGCUGAUUACUCCCAAAUAGAGCUACGACUCAUGGCUCAUUUCUCCAAAGAUUCUUCACUUGUUGAAUUGCUAAGAAAACCUGAUGGUGAUUGUUUUACCAUGAUAGCAGCAAGAUGGACAGGUAAGAUGGAAUCUUCUAUUAGCUCCUUGGAGAGAGAGCAUACCAAAAGAUUAGUGUAUGGUAUCCUGUAUGGAAUGGGUCCUAACUCUCUCGCAGAGCAAUUAGAGUGUAGCCCUAGGGAAGCUGAUGAAAAAAUUCAUAACUUCAAAGCAUCGUUCCCUGGUGUUUCUGCCUGGUUGAAUGCAGCUGUUGCGUCUUGCUGCGAUAAAGGAUAUGUAGAAACCUUAAUGGGAAGAAAGCGCUUUCUGUCAAAAAUAAAUUUUGGAAAUAACAAAGAGAAGACGAAAGCUCAGAGACAGGCUGUUAAUUCCAUAUGCCAGGGCUCAGCUGCUGAUGUGAUCAAAGUUGCAAUGAUAAAAAUCCACACAACUAUUGUUGAAGGUAUUUACUUGCCUGAUGCAGACAGUAGAUUUGAGGUGCAGUUCUCCGUUCUGAGAGGUCAAUGCAGAAUUAUUUUGCAGGUGCAUGAUGAACUUGUGUUGGAAGUAGAUCCCCGUUUUGUAAGGGAGGCCGCAAUACUACUUCAAACUAGCAUGGAGGGCGCUGCUUCACUUUCAGUUCCUCUGCGCGUCAAAAUGAAGAUUGGAAGAACAUGGGGUACGCAGGAGCCUUUCUUGUUGGAUUCUUAAUUCUAUUAAUGAACCGAAAACAAGCUAUCUGAGGAUUUGUGUAAUUGGCGGAUGCUGGUUGCAAGUAUUCUUAUUAUCGACUGGAAAGCUUUGUGCUCGCAGGCAAGGUUUCCAAGUUCUUUUCAAGUUCAUUGUGGCCAACCAAUGAAAAUAUUGGGGUUUAGCUCUUUAUAAAAUCAUUUCUAACAGCCAUGGAUGCUUAAAAAAUGGCCUGUCUGCUACACAGAAUGGUUAAGAAGUAGCGCUAUGAAAAUUUUUUCCUCUUCUUAUUUUUCCCUAUCGGAAGAUGCUAUUAUCGAAAAGACAACAAGAUAAAUGGUUUUCAGUUAUUCUUCCAAAAUUAUAUUUGAGAAGUUUGGCGUGCAAAGUUCAGAGGAUGAAAAAUUUUGCAGCAAUAUUCAUCUGAGAAGUGAAAAUUAUCAAAACACGGCCCUUUCAGAUCUGAGUUUAGUUUUUAGGUCCAAACAGCUGUUUUAGCAUUAGAAACACAAAAGGACUUGAUUUGACUCUAAUUCAUUUCAUUGAGAAACCAUGCGAAUGUAUGUCAGAUUCAAUUUUCAACAUACUCUGAAUAAUCUUGCUCUGGAGGGAGGACCACAUGCAUCUCAACAUUUAAUGGAGGCAAAAAUUCAAAAAUGUGUGGCAUAUUGAACUCAAAAUUGACCAUAAUGGCUGAAAGUUGGUAGCCAACAAGGAAUGGUUGCUGGCACUUAUUAGGACCUGAACUAGAAUUCGUGUUUGCAGCUUUCUAAGAGUGCGUUCUGUACAUUUAUAAUAAAUGCAGAUUAACAAGUCUGCUUUUCUAGCCUAAUUUGCUGGCCCAUAGGCUUAAAUUUUGCUAAUUGAUUUCUCUUAAUGAUGGUAGUCAUUGUAAGUUGAUGCAACUUUUGGUUAAUUUGUAAACUGUAUCAUUCAUUCAAUUUACAAUUUUUUGGCCAUUUUUGUGGCCAAGUUAAGAACGCAUGUUUUGGUAUAUUUGAACAGGUUUGCAAUAAAGUUUGUUGGAAAAUUAUAUUAA
This is a messenger RNA of Dendrobium catenatum, 7605 nucleotides long. Its product is annotated as helicase and polymerase-containing protein TEBICHI. The record is from RefSeq and is a predicted model, not a curated record. Bases 42 to 6587 code for a protein of 2181 amino acids. Gene Ontology annotation, biological process: double-strand break repair; DNA-templated DNA replication. Lineage: Eukaryota; Viridiplantae; Streptophyta; Magnoliopsida; Asparagales; Orchidaceae. Gene Ontology annotation, molecular function: DNA binding; DNA-directed DNA polymerase activity; ATP binding. The transcript has 29 exons.